Striga hermonthica is the source of this 540-nucleotide messenger RNA. NCBI's taxonomy places the organism in Eukaryota, Viridiplantae, Streptophyta, Magnoliopsida, Lamiales, Orobanchaceae. The record is from the annotation of a GenBank genome assembly.
AUGGACCUUCAAACCCCAUGUAAUGCCUGCAUCGGGAUUGACCGAAAACUAGCCGUGCCCGGCCAGUCAUUUCCCAGAAGAAGCAUCAAAAUUCGUCGUAAAACGAUUUCAGAGCUCCAAAUGCCUGUUGCGGCAAGCCGGGCCCCACUGCUGGCCGCAAUCCCGACCCACAAGGUCACUGUGCACGAUCGUCAGCGAGGUGUUGUCCAUGAAUUUCUCGUGCCCGAGGAUCAAUAUAUAUUGCACACGGCGGAGGAUCAAGAUAUAACUCUGCCCUUUGCUUGCAGGCACGGCUGCUGUACUAGCUGUGCUGUUCGUGUAAAGUCUGGAGAACUCAGACAGCCAGAAGCACUAGGAAUAUCUGCUGAAUUGAAAUCCCAGGGAUAUGCACUUCUGUGUGUGGGCUUCCCGUCAUCUGACCUUGAGGUUGAAACACAGGACGAGGAUGAGGUGUACUGGCUGCAAUUCGGAAGAUAUUUUGCUCGAGGGCCAAUUGAAAGAGAUGACUAUGCAUUGGAAUUGGCUAUGGGAGAUGAGUAA